AGCUUCAAUUCCAGGGAGGAGAGAGCUUCAAAGACCAGCCUUUGUUGAGACACUCUCUCUCUGCCUCUGGUAUCUUCUUCUUCUUCCUUCUUCCUUCUUCUUUCUUCUUCUUCUUCUUUCUUUCUUCUCUGUUCAGUAAAGAGGAGAAAAGAAAGAAGAAAAGAGAACUAAUUUUGAUCUAGCUUUAACUUCUUAGAAAAAGUUUUAGAGGGGAAAAUGGGACAAGUUCCUCAAGAUGCGAUCAAGCAGCUCCAAGCUUUAAUCGAUAAAGUCGACGAGCCAUUGAAGAAAACCUUUCAGUCAUACUCAUCCUAACCUUGAAGUGCUACUGUGAAUGUGGUCAGAAUAUGCAUCAAGGAUAUCCAAGAGAAACCUUGGUUCGGUUUCUCAAGGCAAGAGAGUGGAAUGUUGCCAAAGCGCAUAAAAUGUUGGUGGAUUGUUUAAACUGGAGAAUACAAAAUGAGAUUGACAGUAUAUUGACGAGACCAAUAGCUCCAACAGACCUUUAUAGAGCAGUGCGUGACUCACAGCUUAUAGGAAUGUCAGGUUAUACAAAACAGGGCAUCCCUGUUUUUGCUUUUGGCGUUGGGCUCAGCAAAUAUGACAAAGCGUCUGUUCAUUACUAUGUUCAAUCACACAUCCAAAUUAAUGAAUAUCGGGACCGUGUUAUUUUGCCUUCAGCAACAAAGAAAUAUGGGCGGCACAUUGGCACUUGUGUGAAGGUUUUGGAUAUGACUGGUCUAAAGAUUUCAGCAAUGAGCCAAAUGAAGCUAUUGACGGCUAUAUCUACUGUUGAUGAUCUAAACUAUCCAGAGAAGACGGAUACAUAUUACAUUGUGAAUGCCCCAUAUAUAUUUUCAGCUUGUUGGAAGGUAGUUAAGCCUCUAUUGCAAGAGCGGACAAGGAGGAAAAUUCAGGUGCUGCAGGGUUGUGGUAGAGAUGAGUUGCUGAAGAUAAUGGACCAUGCAUCCCUCCCGCAUUUCUGCAAAAGAGAAGGUUUGGGUUCAUCCCGGCAUUCAAACGGAACCCAUGAUUGCUUCUCCUUGGACCAUGCUUUUCAUCAGGAGCUCUACAACUACAUCAAGCAGCAAUCCUUGAGCCUAGAAUCUGUUGCACCCAUCAAACAAUGUUCUUUCCAUGUAGAUUUGCCUGAGCCAGACCCCGCAGGCACUAAGAUUGCCCAUACCAUAGAAUCCGAGUUCCACAAGCUACGGGAUCAGAAUGGGCAUCAGAAUGGCCGCGUUCAUUCACUGGUUGAUCUGAAAAUCACUAGUGAAUGAGAUGGGAGCAAUGGUGUAUGUAACAUAUAAUAUCACAAUUCGGCACUUUGGGGCUCAGUCAUGUUGCGAGUUGCGAGUUGCGAGUUGCGAGUUGCGAGUUGCGACAGCUCUAACAUGAGGGCCACGGGUAGGGUUUUGCAGCUCCUCCCAGAAUGUGGGUGUCCAUGCCAUAGGAUGUAAUGGUACUUGCUUGCAUUAGCUUGAUGCAGCCUUGGUAGAAAAAGCUAAUUUAUAAGCCUUAUAUGGUAAUAUAUGAGCUACAUUGGAUCUCCCUUGAGCUUUCAA
Molecule: messenger RNA, 1565 nt
Organism: Macadamia integrifolia
Lineage: Eukaryota; Viridiplantae; Streptophyta; Magnoliopsida; Proteales; Proteaceae
Product: phosphatidylinositol/phosphatidylcholine transfer protein SFH9-like
Exons: 12
Coding region: 348-1280 (310 amino acids)
Source: RefSeq, a predicted model, not a curated record